Molecule: messenger RNA, 2376 nt
Organism: Plodia interpunctella (Indianmeal moth)
Lineage: Eukaryota; Metazoa; Arthropoda; Insecta; Lepidoptera; Pyralidae
Product: gastrula zinc finger protein XlCGF46.1-like
Exons: 7
Coding region: 134-1471 (445 amino acids)
Biological process (GO): regulation of DNA-templated transcription
Cellular component (GO): nucleus
Molecular function (GO): DNA-binding transcription factor activity, RNA polymerase II-specific; zinc ion binding; RNA polymerase II cis-regulatory region sequence-specific DNA binding
Source: RefSeq, a predicted model, not a curated record
UACGUAGGUAGGUUAGGUACCUAAACAAACAACAACAACCAGAAAGAGAUUUGGUUGGAUUUAUUUUAUUUGUACCAGGUACCUAGGUACAUAGAUUAUUGUGAGCGUAUUUGUAAUGUAAAAAUAAUUUAUAAUGGAUAUGUGUAGAAUUUGUCUUUCAAGUUCGACAAAAAAGGAAAUUAAACAUCUGAACUCAGAUGUUGAUGGAUCAUCCAAAAACUACGUGGAUAUAUUUCAGUUUUGUUUAAAUAUUAAGAUUGAAUAUUUGGAGGCAAAUUCAAAGUUAUGUUUAGCAUGUUUCAAGAAGUUAUUAUCCUUCUACAAAUUCAAGUGUUUAGCUUUGAAAAAUGAUACUUAUCUGAAAUCUGUCGUUUUCCCCGAGUCUGAAGAUAAAAAUAAAGUAUUUCUUAAAGAUGAUAUUAAAUUAGAAGAGUUGAAUGGCAAUGAAUACCUUGGUGUUUUGUCUGGAACAAAUGUGAAGGAAGAAGUUUUUGAUGGUGACAAUGUUAUGGAGAAUUACCAGUCGGAUGAUGAGCUCUUGAGUGUCAUUAAGCAGAUGAAAUAUGAGAACAUUGCAGAAGAGGAAAUCAAAGAGAAUGUUACAAUACCAAUCAAAAGGAAAAGAGGUAGAGAAAAAAAGCCAAAAGUAGAAAGUAACACGCUGCAAGUGUGCGAAGAGUGUGGUAAAACAGUCAAGAACAUGCGAGAACACCGGAUGCUUCAUCAACCCAUGGCGGAACGGAGAAGAUUUGAGUGUAAAGAGUGUAACAAGAAGUUUGCAUCAUACAGUGCAAGACAUAAACACAUAAAGAUUAAACACCUUGGGUUGAAGCAGAAGUGUCCUAUUUGUAGCAAAGCUGUAGUAAAUCUGAAGUCCCAUGAGCUGAUCAUACACAAAACAUCACUACUUCCCUAUGUGUGUGUGCUGUGUGACAAACGGUUCAUCAACCAAUCUGUAUUGGAUGGCCAUCUGAGUACCCACACCAGAGACCGACCAUUCCAGUGUGACCUUUGUGAGAAGACCUUCCGUACUAAGAUAGUUAUGUUGCAACAUAGACGGAGAAUUCAUGAUAAGGAAAAGGCGCAUUUAUGUCAAUUUUGUUCAAAGAGCUUCUUCAAAAAGUACCAUCUACAGUUACAUAUAAGAUCACAUACCAAGGAAAAGCCGUACGAAUGCACGGAUUGCGGGCGAUGUUUCGGUAGUUCCACAAUCCUCAAGAAUCAUCGCACGACGCACAGCGAUGUCAAGCUGUUUCAAUGCUCAAUGUGCGAUAUGACCUUCGCUAGACAAGGAUACCUGCGCACGCACAUGAUAAGUCACACGAAAGAGAAGCGGCAUUCGUGCAAGUACUGCGGCGUGAAGUUCGGGCGCUCCGACCACCGCAACCGCCACCAGCUGACUGUGCACGAGCGACACCGACAGCCGCCGAAGUUAGCCGACGUCGUGGGCGAGGAGAAUAGUAAACAUUGAAGUCAAAUAAUAAUACACAUUCAAAGAAAUUGUCAAAUUUUAAAUGUAGUAUUUCUCAAAAAGCUAUAAAUUGCUAUGUUCGGAACGAUCGCUGCUGAGAAGAAAUUCCGGAAGAAACUUUUAAGUGUGCAAGUGCUAUUAGACUAAUAUUGUUUUUUACAUAUUUUUUUCUCGAAUAGUAUGCAAAAACAUGUUAUGAUUGUAAAAGAGUGCUGAAAAAUAGAUAUAAACCACGAUGCAUCCAAACAAUUGUUUGAACGAUGCAUAUGCACCGAUUGGUAGUUCAGAGCUCAAACUCUUUGAAUACAGGCACUUUGCAAGAGGUGACAUUGUAAACAUCAUGCAGCCCUUUAGAAUUUUCGUUACGGAUGAGUAGGUGCAAAAAAGAAACAACGUAUGACGUGUCUCCGGAACGCAGGUCUCGUCUGUUUCUCGUUGCUCAUUUAGACAACAAGAUUUAAAAAAAUAAUAAUAUGUGAAUCUCCAUGGAGACUAGAAUUUUAUUCCCAAAAACAAAUAGAAAGGUAUAUAAUGUUGUUAAGUUUUAUUUUACUGCAUAAAAAAUAUUUUGUUGAUUAGAUAAUACCAGUCUUACUACAAAUCGAUGUGUAAAGUUUAAACACAAUAAUCCAUCCAAAAUAAAAAGUUAAUGAUCACUAGAAAAUGCCAUUUUAGUGACUUCUUAAAACGGGAGGAUUUGACUUCCGUUUUUUGUAGUAAGAGUUUAGUUGACGAGUGGUAAAUAUAUGCACAUAAUCGAAAUCAACAUUGCUGGUUGUGAGAACUGCAUUUUAUGUGGCAUACGAAGGAUGUAUUUUAUCUACACUUUAAACCAACGAAAUAAUGUUUGUUUUUUUCAAAUGAUUAUAUACUUAAGUUUUAAAUAAAUAUUCAAUGUUACUAAA